This is a messenger RNA of Orbicella faveolata, 1225 nucleotides long. RefSeq names its product UDP-N-acetylglucosamine transporter SLC35D4 homolog. The record is from RefSeq and is a predicted model, not a curated record. Lineage: Eukaryota; Metazoa; Cnidaria; Anthozoa; Scleractinia; Merulinidae.
ACUAAAUUAUAAAAUGAUACCCUGCCACGUCAGUAGAAUUGAAAAAGUGUCAACUUACUGCUACCACUGAAAACCACUGCUCUGGUACUAGAAAAAAAAGAUAAUCUGUAUUACUUUGUUUAUUGUUCAUCAGUUAUGUAUGGUUUUAUGUAGGUCUUUUUUUGCUUAUCUUUAAACAGCCUGUUCCAGUUUUCUGUGCAAUGCAUUACUCAUGUGCAUUGUUUGUGACAUUACUGGAUUCUUUCUUACUAAAGAAGGUAAUAAAGGUAUUUACAUGUUACUUAAGUUAGAGUGGUUUUCAUUUGAGUGUCAGAAGUAACCAGGCAAUUACUUAUGGUUUUGGUUUUUGUUUUACUACUGCUGAAGAUGGGCUGAGUAUUCUAAUUGGAACCAUCAGGAAAUUCGCAAAUCAGGUGGGAUGACUCACAAACAUGUAUAAUUACAUUGUACUGCACGGACAAGCAAGUGAUGGUUGUAUUUGAAGAUUACUUGUUCUUUCAAAAAUCUUCAAUUUUUACAAAACUAAUUACAUUUGCUUUUAGUUUAAUACUGACAGCUAUUGCAACAGUGUCUGUGGCAGCAACGGAUUUACAGUUUGAUCAAGUGGGAUACAAGUGGAUAAUGAUCCAUUGUGGACUUUCCGCUCUGUAUGUGCUUUAUGGAAAGGCAAGAAAGCAAAAUUCACCGAGUGACCAUGAUAAAAUGUUCUACAAUGCUGCUGGCAGUGUUGUUAUUUUACUGAUAAUCAGUGUAGUAACAGGUGAACUCUACAGAAUAAUUGAAUUUCCUUUCUUAUACUCAACACACUUUCAUCUGGGAUGUAUGGGAAGUGGCGUUUUUGGAGCAGCACUCGGGUUUUUCCAUACCUCUCUCCUAAGUACGGAACUUUCUUAUUCAGUGGGAGUCAUAAAUAGUGUUAAUAAGAUCGUCACAUCUUUCCUGUCACUCUUUCUCUUUGAUAUCACCCUUGACACGAGUAUGGCUGCAAGUAUAAUCGUGACUCUCGGCAGUGGAGUGCUCUAUUCGUACACAGUCACAGUUCAUAAAGAAGAUGAUCAGCGCAAUGCUCACCCAAUACGUGACAGCUAGCCGUCGUAUUCUUGAAAAAAAAAAGUUCCUUAAAAUAUUGACUACCACAUAACGCUUAAUUUAUUAUAGAGAAUCACUUGUAUUCUGAGGAAAAGAACAUUUUAACACACUCAAAAAGGAUAUAAAAAAUUUCAUA